UAUAGCAGUGGUUGGUGAGCUGUGAAUAAUCACCUCUCUCUCUCCCCUCUUUGAUCCCUUCCACUAUCUCCCCUCUCCCUUAAAAACCAAACUCCACAUUCAUGUUCCCAUAAACUAUAAACCCAAGAGAUCGAGCUCCGGGACUCCCUCAUCCCUACCAACUAUGACUAAGCAGUCGUGGCGGUCCCUCCUGACGGGCUGCUUCGGAAAGCGGGUCGCCAACCGCGGCCCGAAGGUCCGGUCCAGGAGGGGGCAGGUCGUCGCGAAGCAGAAGUCGCUGCAGAGCCGGCUGUCGUUCUCCGAAGUGAGCAACUCGACGGGCCUGCUGUCGCCCGAGGACCUCUCGAUAUCGCUCGUUGGGUCGAACCUCUACGUGUUCACCCUCGCGGAGCUCAAGGCCGCCACGCAGGGGUUCUCCAUGAGCAACUUCCUCGGCGAGGGCGGGUUCGGCCCCGUCUACAAGGGCUUCGUCGAUGAGAAGUUGAAGCCCGGGUUGAAGGCCCAGUCGGUUGCCGUCAAGCUGUUGGACCUCGACGGCGCGCAAGGCCACAAGGAAUGGCUGGCCGAGGUAAUAUUUCUUGGGCAAUUGAGACACCCUCAUCUCGUGAAAUUGAUUGGAUAUUGCUACGAAGACGAGCACCGGCUUUUGGUCUAUGAGUUCCUGGCGCGGGGAAGCUUAGAGAACCAUCUUUUCAAAAGGUUCUUUGCUUCGUUGCCAUGGUCAACACGCUUAAAAAUUGCGGUGGGAGCCGCCAAAGGCUUGGCCUUUCUCCACGAAUCCGAAAAGCCGGUUAUCUACCGGGACUUCAAAGCCUCCAACAUCUUAUUAGACUCGGACUACAAGGCGAAGCUCUCGGACUUUGGGCUCGCAAAGGACGGCCCCGAGGGAGACGACACCCACGUCUCAACACGUGUCAUGGGCACGCAGGGCUACGCCGCGCCAGAGUACAUCUUGACUGGUCAUCUGACGGCAAAAAGCGACGUGUAUAGCUUCGGAGUAGUGCUGCUGGAGCUGCUUACGGGCCGGCGGUCGGUGGACAAGAGCCGGCCGACCCGAGAGCAGAAUUUGGUGGAGUGGGCGCGGCCGUGCCUCAACGACGCGCGCCGCCUGGCGCGCGUCUUGGACCCCGGCCUUGACGGGCAGUACUCGGCCCGGGGAGCCCAGCGCGCCGCCGCCAUCGCCUACCAAUGCCUCAGCCAGAACCCCAAGUCCCGCCCCCACAUGUCCGCCGUCGUCGACGCCCUCGAGCCGCUCCUCGACCUCGACGACGUCCCCCUUGGCCCCUUCAUCUACACCGUCGGCCCCGAUAACACCAACGGCGACGUCGACGCUGCCGCGGCGAAAGCCGAGGACAAAGAGAGUAAUGCGUCGCAACAACAAAGACAACGGCACAAGCUGAAGGCGCCCCGGGAGCUGGGGAAUGGGGUGUAUAAAAACUCGCCCAAACACCGCCACAGAGAGAAUGGGACGUGACUACGUGUGUUUUAUUCACGAGUACAUACAUAUCUUUAUAUAUGUAUUUACAUAUAUAUGCAUCAAGUGUGAUCACUGUGUGUAGGUAGAUUAGAGAUGUAUUACUCUUAUACGGUGUACGUAUCCUUGCAUCCAUGAUUCUUUGUAUGGGAAUCUUAAAGUGGGAUGUACAUGGUAGAGUUCCUUGUGGGCUAUGAUACAAUGUGUACGUAAUUGAUCGAUCCGAGUAAUUAAACAACGUAAACGCUUUAACUGCUAAGGAAA
This is a messenger RNA of Ananas comosus (pineapple), 1738 nucleotides long. Its product is annotated as serine/threonine-protein kinase RIPK-like. Gene Ontology annotation, molecular function: protein kinase activity; ATP binding. Gene Ontology annotation, biological process: protein phosphorylation. The transcript is spliced from 5 exons. The coding region runs from base 164 to 1474 and encodes 436 amino acids. Lineage: Eukaryota; Viridiplantae; Streptophyta; Magnoliopsida; Poales; Bromeliaceae. The record is from RefSeq and is a predicted model, not a curated record.